Messenger RNA from Aspergillus piperis CBS 112811, 1305 nucleotides. Its product is annotated as carboxymuconolactone decarboxylase family protein. The transcript is spliced from 2 exons. NCBI's taxonomy places the organism in Eukaryota, Fungi, Ascomycota, Eurotiomycetes, Eurotiales, Aspergillaceae. Bases 319 to 867 code for a protein of 182 amino acids. The record is from RefSeq and is a predicted model, not a curated record.
CCACUACAUUCAAUCAAACCCACAAAUUAUCUGGAAGACAUUGUUCGUGUUAUUCAAUGCUCCAUUUGUUGGCAUCGUUGAAUUGUCUACUCAGCCUCAGCGCUGUGUUAUACCUCCACGACCUCGGGGUCCGACUAUUUGCUCGGCCCUCGGCCCAGGAGGCACUUACGGAUUUGUCGUCAUAGACUCAACAAAGAUCGCUAAUCAACAUCAACUGUAAUAUAUGACAAUAUCCCCGCACAGAAUCAACAACAUCUGGUCGUUACACGGAUCUAUCUCAACCAUUCUAUAGCCUAGUCACUCUCCAAAAGAACCAUCAUGGCUCGACUGCCCUAUCCAGAGCCGCCUAAACAGCAUGCCAAAUCGCACCCUACGCUCAACAUCAUGAAACUUCUAUCCUACAGCACAGCAACUGUUGAUCACUGGGCAGGGCUAGGGAACGCCCAGUUCAAGCAUUUAUCACUCUCAGCCAGACACCGUGAAUUGGUGAUUAUGUUGACAACGUCAAAGUUCAACUCAACCUAUGAAUGGACCCAUCAUAUUCCCGUAUCAUUGAAGGCCGGUGUGACCGAACAGCAGCAAGCGGCGCUGAAAGCAUCCGCUAAGGAAAAGAACUUCUUCAUCGACAGGAAAUUUGACAAUGGGGCGGCGGGAUUCAGCGACAAAGAUCUCAUCUUGCUCAGCUUCGUCGAAACAAUUAUCCAACAGCCUGAAGUUAGUGAUGAGCUGUGGAAGAGUGUUAAGGGUGUAUUCUCUGAUAGAGAAAUCGUGGAGAUCAUUACCCUUCAGGGAUCUUAUUACUCGUUUUCACGCUUGACUACUGUUCUGCAGUGCGAUUUUGAUGAUUGGGCCAAGUCUAAACUUUGAUCUUUCUCUUCUGUGAAUGGAGUGAUGGAAUAUGGGCCAAUGGAAAUCAUCUGAGUAUCGCUUGCAUAAAUAGGCUUCUUCCUUGGGCGGUAUUCCUAGCAUGCGAACCUGCUUCCCACUCCUGAUGUCCCGUCUGCUAGCGGUGGUUUCAUUGUUCAGUUGGUUCCCAAACAGGCGAUGAAGCUUCUGGAUCGCGCCAGAAAUAGGAGACUUGUAUAUAUGGUGAUUUAGAAUUUGUAGUGAGGCUGGUACACGAUACUACAACUUCAAGAAGGGAUUGGUUGUCGCCAAGAUCAGUCCAGCUUCAUUCUUUCCAGGUACAGGCCGAGGAACAAAUCGUCUGCAGUAUGCCUACGAUCAAUACCAUAGCCAUCUCGAUGACCUUGUAGAUUAGCCCGGACGGAGAAUUGCGAAUCAAGCAGGCUACUUUGAAGAGAG